GCUGUGAGUUCAUUCUCAGAGAAAGAGAACUAAACAGAGCACAAGCGAGCGAGCGAGAGAGAGAGAGAGAGAGAGACGGAGCAAACUAACAAGGACCUACCGCCCCGAAGAAAUUACAGACACAACUCUCUGAGGCGCUAAGUGCCUGUGUUAUUACCACCCUUCAGUGGACCCGAGAGGUAAUACAUUUUCAGCAGAUAAGGAGUGUGAUCGAGGGUCCAGCGGAGGCUGCUGGCAGAGACCUGCAUGGGAGACCUGUGUGGGUGAGACCUGCUUUGGGAGACCUGCGUGAGUGAGACCUGUCCCUUUGAUUUCUGCCAGGUUUGAAGUUGUUUUGUUGCUGCUCCAGGGAACCAGUUCUGCCCUUCGGGGGGAAAUGAAGAGCACGGACUGAAGGCUAAGAAAACUGGACCGUCUGCGAGUCUUGACUCCCCCCUCCCGACCCCACCCCGGUGAACCUGGGACGUUUCUCUUUCUCCUCCUGCGGGGGCCCAUGUGCUGUGGACUCAUCUAGAGAGGGAAGGAGGACUGUGCUCCCCAAAAAACUUUGGCACAUCUUGACCUGGUACCGUAACAUCAAAAGGAAAGCAGUUGCAGGGGGAAUCCGGCUAGCAGGAUUAUAAAGGGAGAGAGAGAGUGUGUGAAAGAGAGCAAGAGAGAGGAGAGGGACCCCCGAUUCCUACCAACACAGUAACCCCCCAACCCCCAACUACCAGCAGCUCCAACCUUGGGCCCUCCCCCUUCCUCUCUCCCCUGUCAUGCCCCCUCCCGCCUGACCCCCAACCCCCACCCCCACCCCCCCCACCCCCCCACGGAGCAGGAAGCGUGAAAAAUCUCACUAAUGGGUUUAUUUGCUGUCAGAUAUGCGCCGAUCUGUCAUUCCCCUGGACUGCUACGCUUGACACAUUUCAUAGCUGAGUAAGCCGCCCAGCUUGCUGGCUGUAGAUCAGUGGUCCGGGACACCACCGGUCUGGAGACUAUCAGGGCAACAGCAGCAACAGAAAGACUCCCCAGAGCGCUUUGACGCCCCCCAUCUCUCCUUCUCAACCUGCUGGCAUUGGCUCUGGACCUCUCGCUGAGCAGCCAGUGACCCCAACAUUGGGAAACAGGGGACUUCGCUCUUCCUUUUUAAAAGACUUUUUUGGCGCACUCCUCGCGGCUGAAGAUGAGGGCCUGGCCGCUGGCCGUGGCGGUCGCCGUGUUCUGGACUCAGUGCCUCCUGGAGGAGGUGGACAGCAGGAAGGAGAGGAAGAAGCCGAAGGAGGUGCCCCCCCAGCACACGGAGGUGUACAACACCACCGCCUUCAACAGCGAGGAGGUCACCGGGAGCACCAAGGUUCCGGAGAACACACGAGUGGAUCCUUUUGGAUCAUGGAUGGAUUUUGUGAAGAGGCCUGUGGGCAACUUUCCCGGGAAGUGUCGCAAGAGAAAAAGACCACUGCCAGGGCCCCCAGGUCCCCCUGGACCCCCAGGGCCACAAGGGCCCCCAGGGUCCCCCGGGGCAGAGAUUACCCAAGAGGUCCUGCUCCAGGAAUUCAAGGAAAUGAUCAAAGAGGCAACGGAGAGAAGAGCAGCAUUGGAUAAGCAGGCCAACCCCAGCGCCCUGGCCCCUGCUCUCAUCACUCUGGAAAGCAUGACCUCCUACCGGAGGAUAGAGGAGGCCUUCCACUGCAGGCUGAAGGGGCCUGUCGUCGUGGACAAGAAAACCCUGAUGGAGCUGCAGAACUUUCAGACCCCUCCAGCUAAGGGUGCCUUUCUUCGAGGAACAGGAAUGGACCAGUCCACCGGCCGAUUCACUGCUCCAGUCACCGGCAUCUACCAGUUUUCUGCCAACGUUCAUAUUGACCACAGCGAAGUGAAGAAAAGCAAGAGUCCUCUGAGAGCCCGAGACAACGUGCGAGUUCUGAUCUGCAUCGAGUCGCAGUGCCACAGAUACACGUCCUUAGAAGUGAUCGUUGGGUUGGAAAGCAACAGCAAAAUAUUCACAGUGUAUGUGCACGGAUUACUGGAACUGCAGGUUGGUCAGUACACCUCCAUAUUCGUGGACAAUGGAGCCGGAGCGUCCAUCACGAUACAGAACGGCUCAGAUUUCAUGGGGAUGCUGAUGGGUGUAUAGCCGUGCCCCCAUCCCACCCGUCCCCAUCCCCUUUCCUGUACAUACCUGGGACUGUGCCACCUGAGAUGUCACGCAUAUGGUCUGCUUGCGUUUCUUUGGAUUUUACACCCCCUGCCACCCUUCAUCCCCGGGGGUAGAUGGGAAAUGGGUGUCCCUGCAGACAACAGCUGCUUCCUCAAAGGGGUGGAGGUAACUUUUGGAAGGAGUGUGUGCCCCUCACACACUGCCUGUCUGUGGACUAAGAAAGCUGAGAAUUUCACUGAUUGAUUGACUUCCCUCACUGUCUGAAUAGGAGACAAAAGACACCCACUGCUGUUUCCCUCCUCCUGCAUCCAUUUUGCACAACGAGAAGUUCCACUGGCUUCCUGUUAAAACACAAAUACUGCAGAACGUGGUGUUUGACUCCUAUAUUGUCCCAGUGUAUGAUAUUGCCAACCACAGAGAGACUGUCUACUUGACUGCAGGAUGUCUGUGUGUGCAGUGAUGUCAAUACCUUCAUGCAGCUUUUCAAACAGUUUGAGAGUUUUCACAAUGGGGCUUGUAAAGAAGAGAAGUGCCAUUCUUUUAGUGUAUUCAGUUUGUUGAUUUAUUGCUAAUUUAACUCCAUAUCAGUCUCAUGAAUUCAUUCAUUCUUUGGUGUUCAUAUGUAUGCUGGUGAGUGUACAGGAUUGGAUAGGUUGAUGUAUAAAUGCCAUUGGACAUCACAAGGUUGAAAACAGCCAAUGACAGAAGGCACACAAUGAGCAUCAUAAAAGAGGGUCGGUAUUCAUACUCAUGAAUCUUAUGAAACACACCAAGAAUGUAUAUGCUUAUAUUGGUUGUGACCAAAGUAAUAGACAAUUAAAUAUUCAUACUGAAAAACUGAAUAUUAUAUCCAAUUUGCUCAAUGCAUGUUCUGACCUUCCUAGCAGAAAAAAUAUAGAACAUAAUUGGAAAGUGAAUGAGAUAUUUGCCAGUGAAAAACAAAAUGGUGGCCGAUUUAGGUUCUCGUGCAAACAAGAAUGCCUGAUGGCACUAAUAGCAAACAUUAAUGCUGAAAAUGUCAGACCAUUCAGAUCCCCCUGAAUCAGAUAUAAAUGUGUGUCUUUCUCAGUGAUAUCAUGUGACCGAUACUC
Anguilla rostrata (American eel) is the source of this 3231-nucleotide messenger RNA. It is a transcript of the gene c1qtnf12, whose product is annotated as C1q and TNF related 12. Gene Ontology annotation, molecular function: hormone activity. The record is from RefSeq and is a predicted model, not a curated record. The coding region runs from base 1166 to 2116 and encodes 316 amino acids. The transcript has 8 exons. NCBI's taxonomy places the organism in Eukaryota, Metazoa, Chordata, Actinopteri, Anguilliformes, Anguillidae.